AUGAUUGAAGGAGAGCAAAUAUCGAAAUCGCAGCGAAAAAAGCAAGCGAAGCAGCAGCGCAUAUCGGAGCAGAAGCCACUACGUAGAGCCCAGGAUAGAGAGCGCAAGAAGCAGCGUAUCGCGAAAGCUCGGGAGGAGAAUGACGUAGAGUAUCUCCAGCAGCUCAAGAAGAAGCAGGCGAAUAGAAAAGCCCCAAGUAAAGCGCAAUUAAAGCACUCAAAUGUUAGCGUGGUGUUAGAUUGCGCGUUUGAUGAGCUACAAGGGGAGCGUGAGGUUGUUAGCCUGUCUAAUCAGCUCACGACGUGUUACGCGCACAACAAGCACACAGUAUCACCCACACACCUCCAAGUAACAUCUUACAAUGGCAGACUAAAGCAGCGCCUCGAUCCACUCAAGUCUGGCUGGGAUGAUGAUAAAAUAACGUUUACAGAUAGCGCCGUGGAGGAGGUUUAUAAGCCCAGUGACUGCGUUUAUCUUACAGCGGAUACAGACAACGUGCUCGAUGAACUGGACACCUCCAAGCAUUACAUUCUCGGCGCUAUGGUUGAUCACAAUAGACUCAAGAACAUCACAGUUGAUAAGGCAAAGAGUCUGGGAAUGGCUGUGGCUGCGCUGCCAAUCUCAAAGUACAUACGUCUCUCAACCAGACGUGUGCUUACAGUAAACCAGGUGUAUGAGAUUCUAACAGAGUAUAUUAAGCAGAAUGACUGGCAGAAGGCCUUCUUUAGUGUAAUCCCGCAGCGUAAGCUGGAUACGGCGGUAGAGGGGGAGUCUGAGGUGGGCAAAGAAUGUGACACGGUCACAAAGGAAGCCAAAGAGGAAGCCAAUGAAAAAGCUGCAAAAGCCACAGAUACAGUCACAGAUUCGGAGCGAAUGUGA
Messenger RNA from Wallemia ichthyophaga EXF-994, 879 nucleotides. Its product is annotated as RNA (guanine-9-)-methyltransferase domain-containing protein 2. The record is from RefSeq and is a predicted model, not a curated record. Gene Ontology annotation, biological process: tRNA N1-guanine methylation. The transcript has a single exon. Gene Ontology annotation, molecular function: tRNA binding. Gene Ontology annotation, cellular component: nucleus. NCBI's taxonomy places the organism in Eukaryota, Fungi, Basidiomycota, Wallemiomycetes, Wallemiales, Wallemiaceae. Bases 1 to 879 code for a protein of 292 amino acids.